AGUCUCAGGCGGGACUCGGAGCAGCUGUUGCGGUGUCCGCUCAGGCUCAGCUCAGGGCAGGGCAGGGAAAGGGAAAGCUGGACUCCAGGGGCAGCGGGGCUGUUAGUUCACGUGCUCCAGCAGCAGGAGAAGGUCACAUGUGGCCAAAUUUGGUCUGCCACUUCUGUAUUUUGUUUUCAACUUCAGGCAUUAUUUCAAGACCUUUCCCUUGACUGGAUUGGUGGACGCUGUGGGGUAAAGUUGGGAAAAAUUUUGCGCCUAAACGCAAAUGAGGCUGUGUUUGCAAACAGUCGCGCAAAGACAAACAAGCGAGGCGGCGAUUAAGUGUCAGAAUUGGAGGGAGGAACGCUGCGCGGACUCGUGAUUAUGGAGACAACUCACUGAAAUGUCAUAAAAGCUGUGAUGCAACUCUUUCUCAGGACGCAAGUGCACUUUUAAGCUGCUGCACGGCUCCCUCCAGUUUUACGCAGGGCGUAGACCGCACAACCCCGCAACUCAGCGCGGAAAAGCCUCGCGCUGGAAGACGCAGGAACAACAACGGUGGUUUCCCAGACCAUGGCCGCCACCUCCCGGGACAGUUGCCUCUGGUUGCCCUGGAGACGGAUCCUCAUUGCGCUCUGGCUGUGCGCGCUCGGGACGCGUGGAGCCGAGGAUGGCAGCCCUUUUAACGCAGAGUCGUGGUUGAGGAUGUACGGUUACCUGCCUCAGGCCAGCAGACAGAUGUCGACCAUGCGAUCCUCUCAGAUUCUGUCCGACGCCGUCAGCGACAUGCAGCGCUUCUACGGCCUGCAGGUCACCGGGCAGAUGGACCCUCAAACCAUCAGCGCCAUGAAGAGACCUCGCUGUGGUGUGCCUGACAAGUUUGGAGGGCAGAUCAAAACCAAUGUUCGGCGGAAACGCUACGCACUCACUGGACAUAAAUGGACUAAGAGCCAUCUCACUUACAGCAUUCAGAACUACACUCCCAAAAUUGGGGAGUAUGAAUCUUUCGAGGCCAUCCGGCGGGCCUUCAAAGUCUGGGAGAGGGUCACGCCACUCACCUUUGAUGAAAUCCCCUACCAGGAAAUCAAAUAUGGACGCCGCAAGGAGCCCGACAUCAUGAUCUUCUUUGCGUCAGGGUUUCAUGGAGACAGCUCCCCGUUUGAUGGGGAGGGGGGCUUCCUAGCUCACGCCUACUUUCCUGGACCUGGGAUGGGUGGGGACACACAUUUUGACUCGGAUGAGCCGUGGACCAUAGGGAACCAGAAUGUACAAGGUAAUGACCUCUUCUUGGUGGCCGUGCAUGAGCUGGGCCAUGCCCUUGGUUUGGAGCACUCCAACAACCCCUUGGCCAUCAUGGCCCCUUUCUACCAGUGGAUGGAGACUGAGAACUUCCAGCUUCCUGAUGAUGACCUGCAAGGCAUACAACGGAUUUAUGGUCCACGAGGCGGUGGUCCCACCAAGGCCCUGCCAACAGUGACACCCCGCCGUCCAGAUCACAGGCCUUUUCCACCAACCCCUCGCCACCCUGACCGCCCUAGGACCACCGACAGACCAGACACUUACGGGCCCAAUAUCUGUGAAGGCAACUUUGACACAGUUGCUGUGCUGCGGGGAGAGAUGUUUGUCUUCAAGGGCCGAUGGUUCUGGAGGGUACGCAGGAACAGGGUUCUCGAUAACUACCCCAUGCCCAUCAGUCACUUUUGGAGGGGUCUGCCCGGUGACAUCGACGCUGCAUAUGAAAGGCAUGACGGCAGGUUCGUCUUCUUUAAAGGAAACAGGUUUUGGAUUUUCAGGGAGGCUAACCUUGAACCUGGCUAUCCACUGGAGUUGGUUGAUUUUGGUCGUGAUAUUCCUUAUGACCGAAUAGAUACAGCUGUCUGGUGGGAGCCAUCCGGCUACACUUACCUCUUUCAAGGAGACCGGUACUGGCGCUUCAAUGAGCAGUCCCGCUCAGCAGAUGUGGGAUACCCAAAGCUGAUCAGUGUCUGGGGAUCCUCGGUGCCCUCUACUCCUAAGGGAGCCUUUCUCAGUGACGAUGGAGCGUACACUUUUUUCUACAAGGGUUCCAAAUACUGGAAGUUUGAUAACCACCGUAUGAAGAGCGAACCCGGCUACCCCAAGUCCAUCCUCAGAGACUUCAUGGGAUGCAGUGUGGACUUGAAUCCAGACAAAGACACCGACUCGGGACGUAAAUACCCAGAUGUUAACCGGCCGCCAUUCAACCCAGACGCAGGUAAAGACAGUGACAAAGGCAAAGAUCGGCAUGAAGUGGAUCGCGAAGGGGAGGACAGAAAACCAGGCAAAGGCUCCGACAAGGACAAAGAUGAAGACUAUCGUGAAGGUCGUGAAGAGGACACGAACGAAGUGGACGUGGUGCUGAAGGUGGAUGACAGCGAGGAACGGACCAUGAACAUUCUGAUGGUGACCAUCCCGCUGGUCCUGGUGCUGUGCAUCCUGGGGCUGAUCUACGCCAUCAUCAACACGCUGCAGAGCAAAGGGGCACCCCGCCUGCUGGUGCACUGCAAGCGCUCGCUGCAGGACUGGGUCUGACACCUGACUAAAGGAUCCACUGGACUCUGAACUUGAACUGGACUUUGGAUACCUCCUCUUCUUGAAUCCGGAUCUCUUUCCAGUUAUCCAUCCAUCCAUCUCAAGGCUCUGUGCUCUUGCAGCUUGUAGUGGUAGUAGAUCCCUGCAGAUCCUGUACUGAAACACAGCCACACGCAUCAACCAUGUCCACAUUCACACACAGGCACACACCACAGAAACCUCUCUUGCCUCCCAUGGUGCUCUACAACAGGGUGACUGCAGUCUAUUUAUGAGAGAACUUUGCACAUUGUUUUUUUUUUCAUGUUUUUGUUUCGGUUCAUUCUGUGUGACUUUGUUUUGCUGUUAUUAUUAUCUUUUCUAAACCUGGAA
This is a messenger RNA of Oryzias latipes (Japanese medaka), 2901 nucleotides long. It is a transcript of the gene mmp15b, whose product is annotated as matrix metallopeptidase 15b. The record is from RefSeq and is marked provisional. Gene Ontology annotation, molecular function: metalloendopeptidase activity; zinc ion binding. Gene Ontology annotation, cellular component: extracellular matrix. NCBI's taxonomy places the organism in Eukaryota, Metazoa, Chordata, Actinopteri, Beloniformes, Adrianichthyidae. Gene Ontology annotation, biological process: extracellular matrix organization; collagen catabolic process; proteolysis.